This is a messenger RNA of Scatophagus argus, 2970 nucleotides long. Its product is annotated as glutamate receptor ionotropic, kainate 1. NCBI's taxonomy places the organism in Eukaryota, Metazoa, Chordata, Actinopteri, Scatophagidae. The record is from RefSeq and is a predicted model, not a curated record. Bases 58 to 2667 code for a protein of 869 amino acids. Gene Ontology annotation, biological process: synaptic transmission, glutamatergic; modulation of chemical synaptic transmission; monoatomic ion transport. The transcript has 16 exons. Gene Ontology annotation, molecular function: transmitter-gated monoatomic ion channel activity involved in regulation of postsynaptic membrane potential; kainate selective glutamate receptor activity. Gene Ontology annotation, cellular component: postsynaptic membrane; kainate selective glutamate receptor complex; plasma membrane.
AUUACCAGGUGCAGAAAAACUGAUAUCAAUGUUAAAUUUGACUCUGGAGGGAGGACCAUGGCGAAAAGGAAGGGACUGUUAUUUUCACUGCUGUACUUUAUGGCAGAGUUUUGGCUGACUUCACAGCAAGUCCUGAGAAUUGGGGGCAUCUUUGAGACGCUUGAGAAUGAGCCCAUCAGUGUUGAAGAACUGGCCUUUAAAUUUGCUGUUACAAACAUAAACAGGAACCGGACCUUAAUGCCAAACACCACGUUGACCUACGACAUCCAGAGAAUAAACCUAUUUGACAGUUUUGAGGCCUCAAGACGAGCCUGCGACCAGUUGGCUUUGGGAGUCGGGGCCGUAUUCGGCCCCUCUCACAGCUCGUCUGUCAGUGCGGUCCAGUCUAUUUGUAAUGCCCUGGAAGUCCCUCACAUCCAGACACGCUGGAAACACCCUUCAGUGGACAACAAAGACAGCUUCUACAUUAACCUCUACCCUGAAUACACCUCCAUAAGCCGAGCUGUGCUGGACAUAGUGCAGUUCUACAAGUGGAAGACGGUCACUGUUGUUUACGAGGACGCAACUGGACUGAUUCGUUUGCAAGAGUUGAUCAAAGCUCCAUCCAGAUACAGCAUUAAAAUCAAGAUCCGCCAGCUGCCAACAGGAAGUAAAGAUGCUCGUCCUCUACUGAAAGAGAUGAAGAAAGGGAAGGAGUUCUACGUCAUCUUUGACUGCUCUUACCAAACAUCAGCUGAUGUCCUGAAGCAGAUCUUGUCCAUGGGGAUGAUGACUGAAUAUUACCACUUCUUCUUCACCACACUGGACCUGUUCGCCCUCGAUCUGGAACCGUACCGUUACAGUGGGGUCAACAUGACGGGGUUCAGAUUGCUCAACAUAGACAGCCCUCAGGUGGCCUCGGUGGUGGAAAGGUGGGCCAUGGAGCGACUGCAGGCUCCCUCCAAAGCCGAGACUGGAAUGAUGGAGGGGAUGAUGACGACUGAAGCAGCUCUGAUGUAUGAUGCCGUCUACAUGGUGGCUGCUGCCUCGCAACGCGCCUCCCAGAUUACUGUCAGCUCCCUUCAGUGCCACCGACACAAGCCCUGGCGCUUUGGAUCACGCUUCAUGAACAUGCUCAAAGACGCACAAUGGAACGGUUUGACUGGACAAAUAAUUAUAAACAAGACGGACGGCCUGCGCAAAGAAUUCGAUUUAGAUGUCAUCAGCCUAAAGGAAGAUGGCCUGGAGAAGACAAUCGCUGGCAACAAUCGCCUGAAUAAAGUGUGGAAAAAGAUUGGUGUGUGGAACUCUCAAACAGGCCUUAAUUUAACAGAAAACAACAAGGAUUCAUCUACAAAUGUGACUGACUCAAUGGCCAACAGGACCCUCAUUGUGACAACAAUUCUGGAAAAUCCUUAUGUCAUGUAUAAGAAAUCUGAUAAGCCGCUUUAUGGAAACGAUCGCUUCGAGGGCUACUGCCUGGACCUGCUCAAAGAGCUCUCCAACAUCUUGGGCUUUUCCUAUGAGGUUAAACUGGUGUCUGACGGCAAAUAUGGAGCUCAGAAUGACAAGGGAGAGUGGAACGGCAUGGUUCGGGAACUCAUUGACCAUGUGGCUGACCUUGCUGUGGCCCCUCUCACCAUCACCUAUGUGAGAGAAAAGGUGAUAGAUUUCUCCAAGCCCUUCAUGACACUGGGGAUCAGCAUCCUCUACCACAAACCCAACGGCACCAAUCCAGGGGUGUUCUCCUUCCUCAACCCGCUGUCUCCUGAUAUCUGGAUGUAUGUGCUGCUGGCAUGUCUCGGUGUCAGCUGUGUGCUCUUUGUUAUUGCCAGGUUCACUCCCUAUGAGUGGUACAACCCUCAUCCCUGCAACCCAGACUCAGAUGUGGUUGAAAACAACUUUACUCUAAUAAACAGUGUCUGGUUUGGAGUUGGAGCACUUAUGCAGCAAGGAUCUGAACUGAUGCCUAAGGCCCUCUCAACAAGGAUAGUUGGUGGAAUAUGGUGGUUCUUUACGCUGAUCAUAAUCUCUUCAUACACUGCUAACUUGGCUGCCUUCCUCACUGUGGAGAGAAUGGACUCACCAAUCGACUCUGCAGACGACUUGGCCAAGCAAACCAAAAUAGAGUAUGGAGCUGUGAGAGAUGGCUCCACCAUGACCUUUUUUAAGAAAUCUAAGAUCUCAACUUAUGAGAAAAUGUGGGCGUUCAUGAGCAGCAGGAAAAACACAGCCUUGGUGAAAAACAACCGGGAGGGGAUUCAGAGGGUUCUUACCACUGACUACGCUCUACUCAUGGAGUCGACCAGCAUCGAGUAUAUCAGCCAGCGUAACUGCAACCUCACUCAGAUUGGUGGAUUGAUAGAUUCAAAGGGCUAUGGAGUGGGAACCCCGAUCGGCUCCCCUUACAGAGACAAAGUCACCAUUGCCAUCCUGCAGCUUCAGGAGGAAGGGAAGCUGCACAUGAUGAAGGAGAAAUGGUGGAGAGGGAAUGGCUGCCCAGAGGAGGACAGUAAAGAGGCCAGUGCUCUGGGUGUGGAGAACAUAGGGGGGAUUUUUAUUGUGCUGGCUGCCGGACUAGUUCUCUCAGUUUUUGUAGCAAUUGGAGAGUUUAUUUACAAAUCUAGAAAAAACUUGGACAUCGAGGAGGUGAGUGUUGGUCAGUGUGAAUGGCACAACAAGUAUUAACACACUAGGGGACUUUGAAGACUGUUAUGAACCUGUUUCACAUUUUGCAUUGUCAUUGUUGUCUUCAGAGGACAGCAGUAAGCACUGGGCCAACAAAAAUUUUAAGUCUGAAUGUGUUGAACUGCACUGUUACAAUCAAACCAGACGUACUUUUUAACAGAGUUUAGUGAUUUCAGUAGUUUUAAUGUAGAGCACAUGAACAUUUUAGUCUUAAUUGGAAGAAUACAUUUGUACCCCUUUUUAUGAUGACAUGGUUGUUGACCUCUGACGUCCUGACACUUAACCAUCUUGGCCUUGCUGUUA